AGAUGUGACGUUGCACUGUUCGUUGAAUGGAUGAACCGAAACCCACAUGCUGAACAGUCUUUGCUGGACUUAACAAAGAUCGGACAUUAAUUUACGUGGAUUGUAAUUAUUAUGAUGGCCAAUUCAACCGUGGACACGACGACGCUUUGCCUGUUUGAUGUGGACGGGACUUUAACAGCAGCUCGGCAGAAAUCAACUCCUCAAAUGCAUCAGUUCUUGAGUGAACUGAGACAACGAGUGAGAGUGGGGGUUGUUGGCGGCUCAGAUUUGGACAAAAUCAAAGAGCAAUUGGGCGAUGAUGUGAUUGAAAGAGUCGAUUAUGUGUUUGCUGAAAAUGGUUUGGUAGCUUACAGAUUUGGGCAGCUACACUCAGUUCAGAAUAUACAGGCAUACCUUGGAGAGGAAAUUUUACAGGAUUUCAUCAAUUUCUGCCUGAAUUACCUUUCGAAGAUAAAACUGCCUAAGAAGAGGGGCACAUUUAUUGAAUUCCGUAACGGAAUGCUUAAUGUCUCUCCAAUUGGUCGAAGCUGUAGCCAACAGGAAAGAAUCGAAUUCUUUGAACUUGAUAAGAAGGAGAAGAUCAGAGAAAAGUUUGUCUCUGUUUUAAAAGAAGAAUUUGGUGGGAAAGGACUGGCUUUCUCCAUUGGAGGUCAGAUCAGCUUUGACGUGUUUCCGGAGGGCUGGGAUAAGCGGUACUGUCUGGGAAUUGUGGAGGAAGACUCGUACCAGACCAUCCAUUUCUUCGGAGACAAAACAAUGCCUGGAGGAAACGAUUAUGAAAUCUUUGUAGACCACAGAACGAUUGGCCACGUGGUUAAAUCACCUGAGGACACACUGAGGAUCUGCAAGGAGCUCUUCUUUAGUUAAAAGACCCUAACCAUGACCACUGCUCUCCAGACUACAAUAUCUGCGAACGAAGAACGUUUUACUUGGCAUACCCAAGCAUAUAUUCACUGUAUUUAAAUGACUGUACAUCACAUCCCUGACACAUGUAUGCAUGUGUAUGUGCUCAGUUUAUAUGGGACCAGGUACAUUAUGUACAGGAAGAACUUAUUGGUGCUAGUAUCAUUAUGUCUGAUUUUAUGUGCCUUUAAAUCAACUCUAAAAAAAAAUACUUUUAUGCUUCUCUUUUCUGUUAAGGUUACUUGCCAUAAACAGAAUGAUCACUUAACAAGAAGACAUAGAAACAUUAUUUGAUCAGAUUCUAUAUAUAUUUCUGUUAGCAGCAAUAGUGAUGGGUAGAGUUGAUGACAGGUGUGGGUUAGAUUUUAUAACUAAAAUUAAAGUCAAAGGUGCCACAUUUUAGGUCUAGUUUUGUUUAGAGUAUAAUAGAAUACACUAGGUCAAAGGGAUUUUACAAGGAGUAAUAGCCCUAUCUGCUUUGCAAUCAAGCUAAUCAGUUAUGAAUUUGGUUUGCAAUUUAUCAGUCUCACUUGAUUUGCUUAACAGCCCUAACAAGGCGCUGUGACAAAUAAAUUGUCCAACCUGAAAAUGAAGAUUCUGCGUGAAGCCACACAAUCAGAACAUAUGUUGGACCAGUUAGAUUUCAAUGUGGGCGGGGCCACCUGGCACUACAUCAGGUGACCAAUAAAAUGUUGUCACUCAUUGCUGUAACAAAGGACAAAGAAUGUGUACUAUCAAUAUACUGAAACAAAAAGGUGUAAAACCGGUUAAAGUUAUAAUACUGACCAGUCAGGAGUUUUUUAAAAAAAAAUUUAUUAGUAACAUUUGAAAAAAAUAAAUGCAAUUCUCAAUUUCCCUCAUUCUGCUGGAAGUCACUGAUAACCUACUUUGCUUAUUUUAUUUCAAUUAAUAAAUGCAUUUACUACACUGAUA
Messenger RNA from Myxocyprinus asiaticus (Chinese sucker), 1836 nucleotides. It is a transcript of the gene pmm2, whose product is annotated as phosphomannomutase 2. The record is from RefSeq and is a predicted model, not a curated record. The transcript is spliced from 8 exons. Bases 112 to 867 code for a protein of 251 amino acids. Gene Ontology annotation, molecular function: phosphomannomutase activity. NCBI's taxonomy places the organism in Eukaryota, Metazoa, Chordata, Actinopteri, Cypriniformes, Catostomidae. Gene Ontology annotation, cellular component: cytosol. Gene Ontology annotation, biological process: protein N-linked glycosylation; mannose metabolic process; GDP-mannose biosynthetic process.